GUGUAUGGCCAAUAAUCUUCAGAUGGUCAAAGAUAAUGGCAGCCCUUCGACUUUGUCAAUUAGAAAAUUAUCUUCAACAGCUAGAGGUUUUUGAAAAGCCAAAAGUUUUACUUGAACAGUAUGCCACUAGUGCACAUAUCGCGUCGCACAUGUUGUAUACUGCACAGUCACAGUUCAAUGAUAUAGAAGAUAGAAAUAUAGCAGAUUUAGGUUCUGGAUGUGGCGUUUUGGCAUUGGGUGCAAAAAUGCUUGGUGCCGGGUAUGUAGUUGGAUUUGAAAUAGACUCAGAUGCGACUGGUAUACACAAUGGCAAUUGCAAAGACAUAGAACUCUUUGUGGAAAUUGUGCAAUGUGACAUAUUACAAUAUUUACCAGGAAAGUUCGAAAAAUACUUUGACACAGUUAUAAUGAACCCACCGUUUGGUACUAAGAAGAACGCCGGCAUCGACAUGAAAUUUUUAGAAAUGGCAAUUCGACUUUCGACCAAUGUAGUUUACUCGCUGCACAAGAGCAGCACGCGUGAUUACGUUCUUUCGAAAGCUGCACAGCUCGGUGCGAAAGGGACAGUAGUGGCUGAGCUUCGAUACGAUCUACCGAGAGCCUACAAAUUUCACAAGAGAACCUCCGUCGAUAUUGAGGUGGAUUUUAUACGAUUCGAAUUAAAUCAUUAAUCCGAGCAAACAAGUCGAACGCCAGCUUGAUCUACUCGAAUUUAAUGCCCUGGGCUAAAGGUAGUUCAUUUCCGUGAUUAAUUGUGAUCGUCGCGCGUCGCAUGUAAUGCUUCCAUGCGUCGCUUCCGCUCUCCCGACCACCGCCCGUGGCUUUCUCACCGCCAAAUGCACCACCUAUCUCGGCGCCGCUAGUGCCGAUGUUAACGUUGACUAUUCCGCAGUCCGAUCCAUGAGGGCCGAUCCACUGUGCGAUACGAACGUAAAGAGACUACUGCUCAAUCCUUGCUCCACGCCGUUGUUGAGAUUGAUGGCUUCCUCCAGAGAAUUAGCCUCCAGAAUGUAGACAAUCGGAGCGAAGGUUUCCUGCUGUACUACCUCGGUAUCGGCUCGUAGACCCGAGAUUAUCGUCGGCUCCACCUGUUCCGACACACGAGAAGACUGCCGCUCUCACUGCCAUCUCCAAGUCGGCAUCUUCCGCAACUGUCGGCGAAGGAUAAACGUACAUGUGACACGCGAGCAACAUAAAGAAUUCUUUUGUAAUGGCAAUACAUACCGAUUAACGCAUUGUUACCACCAAGUUCCAGCAAGGAUCUCCCGAAUCGUUGCUGAACUUUAACGGCCACUUGUCUCCCCACAUUCGUGCUUCCGGUAAAUGAAACUAGAGUCUCCCCGACGUCCGGUCCACCCGAUACCAAAGAUGCGACAGAACCUGGGAUACCAUUACGCUCCAAGACAGCCGAGAUUAUCUUCGUAGUCGCAAUGGCUA
Harpegnathos saltator (Jerdon's jumping ant) is the source of this 1437-nucleotide messenger RNA. Its product is annotated as Methyltransferase like 5. NCBI's taxonomy places the organism in Eukaryota, Metazoa, Arthropoda, Insecta, Hymenoptera, Formicidae. The coding region runs from base 36 to 671 and encodes 211 amino acids. Gene Ontology annotation, biological process: rRNA methylation. The record is from RefSeq and is a predicted model, not a curated record. The transcript is spliced from 5 exons. Gene Ontology annotation, molecular function: rRNA (adenine-N6-)-methyltransferase activity; nucleic acid binding.